This is a messenger RNA of Jaculus jaculus (lesser Egyptian jerboa), 615 nucleotides long. Its product is annotated as cardiotrophin-2-like. NCBI's taxonomy places the organism in Eukaryota, Metazoa, Chordata, Mammalia, Rodentia, Dipodidae. Bases 1 to 615 code for a protein of 204 amino acids. The transcript is spliced from 3 exons. The record is from RefSeq and is a predicted model, not a curated record.
AUGGCCUGUCACAGGGGCUGGUCCCUCUACCUACUGAGCCUGUUGUUGCCACUCCUCAGUCCUGCGGCCCCCAUCUCCCCAGCAGAGCCCAUCAGCCAAGCCUACAGCCUGGCCCUCUACAUGCAGAAGAAUACAUCGACACUGCUGCAGACCUAUCUCCAGUACCAGGGCAGCCCCUUCAGUGACCCUGGCUUUUCAGCCCCCGAGCUUCAGCUCAGCAGCCUGCCUCCAGCCGCUGUCUCCUUCAGGAUCUGGCAUGCCCUGGACGACGUGGAGCGACUAAGCCGUGGUCAGGAAGCCUUCCUGGCUUUAUCCCAGCAUCUCCAGCUUGUAGGCGAUGACCAGAGUGACCUGAAUCCUGGCAGUCCCAUCCUGCUGGCCCAGCUAGCAACUGCAAGACUUAGGGCUCAAGGCCUACUGGGCAACAUGGCUGCCAUCAUGACUGCCUUAGGGCUGCCUAUCCCCCCAGAAGAGGAUACUCUGGGCCUUGUACCUUUUGGGGCCUCAGCUUUUGAGAGGAAAUGUCGAGGCUACAUAGUGACCCGUGAAUAUGGUCACUGGACAGACCGGGCUGUAAGGGACUUGGCCCUGCUCAAGGCCAAAUACCCAGCAUAG